AUAUACUUUCUUUCGGCAGCUACCGUGUUCCUGUUCUACACCAUAUGGUCGCAACCCAAGGCUAGACUACCCCACUUUGAUGAGACGUUGAGAGAGCUAUCUCUUGGUGACAUCAACUUCUUGCAUACCACGGAUACGCAUGGAUGGUUUUUGGGGCAUAUCAAUCAGCGACAGUAUUCAGCUGAUUGGGGCGAUUUCUUGAGUUUCACUACCCGCCUUCGAGACAUAUGUCAAGCUCGAGAUUUAGAUUUGUUGCUCAUUGACACCGGAGACCGCCACGAUGGCAAUGGACUCAGCGAUCUGACCACGCCAAACGGAUUAUAUUCCUCGGACGUUUUUAUGCAGCAGGAGUAUGAUAUUGUGACAGUUGGUAACCAUGAGUUAUAUGUUCCAGCAGUGAGCGAGCUAGAGUACAAGACCGUUGUACCUCACUAUGGAGAUCGCUUUAUAAGCACAAAUGUCGAAUAUCUCAACGACAAAGGUGAAUAUGUUGUUUUUGGUCAUGACAGAUACAGAUAUUUCACCACGGAGGUCAAAAAAUACAACGUUUUUGCUCUUUCCUUUAUGUUUGACUUCAAGGGAGGCAACGAGAGAGUCAGAGUCACACCUAUUGAGACAGUUGUCAAAGAAGAUUGGUUCUUGGACCUGCUUGAGAAACACACCAGGAAACCUGUCGAUCUUGUUCUCGUUGCUGGGCACAUCCCGAUUAGCCACAGUUGGCUGGAGCUAUAUGUUUUACACGGUGUUUUGCGCACAUUCUUCCCAGACAUUCCGAUCCAGUACUUUGGCGGCCAUUCGCAUAUUAGAGACUUUACGCUGCUGGAUGACAGAGCUUUUGCUUUACAAAGUGGACGGUACUGCGAGACUGUGGGAUUCAUGUCUCUGAGCAACAUUAAGGGUGAUAACGUAACGAUUGAUCGAAAAUACAUUGAUUUCAACCUACAGUCAUUUCUCCAUCAUACGAAAAGGUCUACCAUUGAACAGUUCAAUACCGACGAAGGAUUGCAGGUUUCGGAGAAGCUGACGAAUUACAGCAAUUUGCUGAAGCUCGACGAGUCUUUCGGGAAGGUGCCGCGGAGUUACUAUAUAACGGGAGCAGAUUACUAUUCAAACGAUUCGAAUAGCAUGCUUCGUUUUAUCGAGAAUGAAGUCCUUCGGGAGCUGGAGCCCAAGAUAUGCCACGAGGACAUGGACCCAAUAUUGCCUCCUCCAUCCAAUUCUAGAAUUGUGCUGAUUAAUACCGGCUCUAUCAGAUACGACCUCUACAAGGGAGAUUUCAGCAGGAACUCGCAGUUCAUCGUAUCUCCUUUUAAAAACAAGUGGAAAGUCCUUCAAAAUGUUCCUGCUAGAAUUGCAACUCGUCUCCAAGCAAUUCUUAACAAAGGUCCUUACAUUAUGGAGAAUGAAAUCGAUUAUACUAUUGAUUUAAAAGAGCUCCUGUCUCCGUACCAACGCGAAAUUAAUUCAAGGAUUUCAUCUCUCAAACUCCGCUAUGGUCAGACAACGACUGAUGAUCUUGGCAGUGAUGGUGAUGAUACCAUUCAUCGUCCAGUGCCACAAUUUGCUGUACCAAAUGUGAUCCAAUCCUAUGAAUACACAGACCAGCAGCAACCAGUGGACGUUGUGUUUUACGACUUCAUUGAGCGCUACGUGUUGUGGGCAUUA
This is a messenger RNA of Ogataea polymorpha, 1665 nucleotides long. RefSeq lists its product as uncharacterized. NCBI's taxonomy places the organism in Eukaryota, Fungi, Ascomycota, Pichiomycetes, Pichiales, Pichiaceae. Gene Ontology annotation, cellular component: cytosol. The transcript has a single exon. Gene Ontology annotation, biological process: nucleotide catabolic process. The annotation marks the transcript as partial. The record is from RefSeq and is a predicted model, not a curated record. Gene Ontology annotation, molecular function: hydrolase activity.